CGCAGUCUGUAUGGCAGAGCAGUGCAUGGUGUGACGGCGCUGUGCUGAGUGAUGCAGCUCACAGUAUGGCUGUCAGCACCAGAGCCAGGAACAGCUCCACCUGGGCAGGCGGCUCCAUUCCCUACUGCUCCUCCCUUGAUGCCUCCACCUUUUAUGCCGCCACCAGGACUUCCACCUCCCUUCCCUCCAAUUGGACUGCCACCAAUUGGACAACGCCCUCCGGCUAUGCCUCCAAUUCCACACGCAAUGUUGCCACCCAUGAUCCCUCCUUUGGCAGGUCCACCGCCUAUUGCUCAGCUUCCAACCCUGGUGCCUCCCUUAAUGCCCACCAUGAUGCUUCCAGCCGUAACAACCAGCACUACAACAGCGGCUGCUCCAGGAGCAGAGUCUGUGAGCUCCUCAGUGACUCAGCCAGCUACCACUAUACCGAAGAUUGCUGCAGAUGACAGCACGCAAGCUCAGGAUACCACCAAAAAGAAGUCCCUCUGGACCGAGCACAAGGCACCAGAUGGACGAACCUAUUAUUACAACACUGACACCAAGCAGUCCACAUGGGAGAAACCAGAUGAUCUGAAAUCUAAAACAGAGCUUCUUCUAUCCCAGUGUUCGUGGAAAGAGUUUAAAUCAGACACAGGCAAAUCUUACUACUAUAACUCCCAGACCAAGGAGUCACGUUGGAUGAAACCCAAAGAUUUGGAGGAGAUAGAAGUUUUGAUAAAACAAGAAGAAGAAGCUGGCAGUGCUGAACGUGAAAACCAAUCAUCUCUUAUCUCCAGUCCUUCAACUGCAGCUUCCUCGGACGCAGAGAUGACACCAACGGAGGAGAUCACUGUUUUGCAGCCCAGUAUACCAGAACCAACUGACACGGCUGAAAUAGAAGCUCCCCAAGUUGAUUCAGUAAUGUAUCAGACAGAUGUAAUUAAUAGUGAUCCAAACCAAACAGAUGAUGGUGGGAAGGUAGAACCGGAAAAGAGAAUUUAUAAUUGGAGCACAAAGGAAGAAGCAAAACAGUUCUUUAAAGAGUUACUCAAGGAUAAGGGUGUUCCAUCCAACGCAUCCUGGGAGCAAGCAAUGAAAAUGAUUAUUAAUGAUCCAAGAUACAGUGCACUUCCAAAGCUGAGUGAGAAGAAGCAAGCUUUCAAUGCAUACAAAGCCCAACGAGAAAAAGAGGAGAAAGAGGAAGCAAGGCUCAGGGCCAAGGAGGCAAAAGAGAAGCUUCAGCGCUUCCUGGAGCAGCAUGAGAGGAUGACUUCAACUACUCGUUACAGAAAAGCAGAGCAGAUGUUUGGUGAACAAGAAGUGUGGUCCAUUGUUCCAGAACGAGAUCGCAAGGAGAUUUAUGAUGAUGUGCUUUUCUUCUUAGCAAAAAAAGAGAAGGAACAAGCAAAGCAGUUGAGAAAACGGAAUGUGCAGGCUCUGAAGAACAUUCUGUAUAACAUGACCAAUGUAAGCUUUCAGACCACGUGGUCAGAGGCCCAACAAUACCUCAUGGAUAAUCCAAUGUUUGCAGAAGAUGAAGAACUUCAGAAUAUGGACAAGGAGGAUGCACUGAUAUGCUUUGAGGAACAUAUCCGUGCACUAGAAAAAGAUGAGGCAGAAGAGAAGGAGAAGAACAGAAUUUUGGAGAGACGCCAACAGCGCAAGAAUAGAGAAUCUUUUCAGGUGUUUUUAGAUGAGCUUCAUGAGACUGGCCAGCUACACUCUAUGUCCACCUGGAUGGAACUCUACCCUUCCGUCAGCACAGAUUCUCGUUUUUCCAAUAUGCUGGGACAGACCGGUUCCACUCCACUAGACUUGUUCAAGUUCUACGUGGAAGAUUUAAAGGCUCGUUUUCAUGAUGAGAAGAAGAUUAUUAAAGACAUUUUGAAGGAUCGGAACUUCAGUGUUGAGGUGAACACUACGUUCGAAGACUUUGCCCACAUCAUCAGUUUUGACAAGCGGGCGGCUACGUUAGAUGCAGGAAACAUAAAGUUAACGUUUAAUAGCUUGUUGGAGAAAGCUGAGGCUCGAGAACGUGAAAGGGGGAAGGAGGAAGCCCGAAAAUUUCGAAGGAAGGAAGCUGCGUUUAAAAGCAUGUUGAAGCAGGCUGCACCCCCUCUGGAACUGGAUUGCACCUGGGAUGAUGUAAGAGAGCGUUUCGUUGGGGACAGUGCAUUUGAUCAAAUUACUGUGGAAUCAGAACGUAUCCGUCUCUAUAAAGAGUAUCUUCAGGUUCUUGAGAAUGAAUUUCAGCAUCAUCACUCAAAGAGUAAAAAGCACUCAAAAAAGUCCAAGAAACACCACAGAAAGAGGUCUCAUUCGCAGUCACCAAGCCCUGCAGACAGAUUGAAGAAGAAGGUCCCAGACACGUUUACAGGCUGGGAAAAUCCUGCUGGAGAGAAGGAACUCAAAAUACAUAUACGGCAAAAGGAAUCAGAGACAGAAGAUGAAAAUCAUCAUCAUCGAGCACAAAAAAGAAAGAAAAGGAAUCACUCUGAGUCUGGAUCUGAAAUAUCGUCCUCUGCGGAUUCAGAACAUAGUUCCAAGAAAUCCAAGAGACAGAAAAAGAAGACUAAGAAAAAGAGGCACAAAUCGAACAGUCCUGAGAGUGAAACGGAGAGGGAUAAGGAGAGAAGCAGGAGAGAAAGGGAGCAAGAAAGUGAUCAGCUGAAAGAGAGAGCAAAAGAGAGAGAUCACAAUCAAGAAACAGAGCUCACAGACAAUCGGCGCAAAUCACAGAAGCAGAGCACACGGAAAGAGAAAACAGGCUGGGACACAUCAGAGAGUGAACUCAGCGAAGGGGAGCUGGAGAAGAGAAGAAGAACAUUACUCCAGCAGUUGGAUGAUGACCAGUAGAUAGGCGUUUCUUUUAGACAGAUGAGUGACGUGUGGUGUGAAGAUCUUUCUUUUAUACGAUGUAAGAGGACACAAUUUCAGUGAGCAGGCUUUGCUAUAAAGGUGCACAUAUUGAUUGUUUCCAAAAACUGGACAAUCAUAGACGCGGUUAUGUAAAUCUGCUAAAUUGUUCCUUUCUGUGGGGAUUCUGCUAAGUAGAUUUCCAGCUUCUGAGCAGUGAAACACAUUGUAAAGUGAAAGCUAUUUAUUAAAAAAAAUAAUUAAAAAAUAAA
Molecule: messenger RNA, 3107 nt
Organism: Pelobates fuscus (common spadefoot toad)
Lineage: Eukaryota; Metazoa; Chordata; Amphibia; Anura; Pelobatidae
Product: pre-mRNA-processing factor 40 homolog B-like
Exons: 28
Coding region: 52-2835 (927 amino acids)
Biological process (GO): mRNA cis splicing, via spliceosome
Cellular component (GO): U1 snRNP; U2-type prespliceosome
Molecular function (GO): RNA binding; protein binding
Source: RefSeq, a predicted model, not a curated record